Porites evermanni is the source of this 3966-nucleotide messenger RNA. The record is from the annotation of a GenBank genome assembly. Lineage: Eukaryota; Metazoa; Cnidaria; Anthozoa; Scleractinia; Poritidae.
AUGUCGCUCCAACUGUUUGACGUGCCCGAUGUGGAUUAUCGGUACGAAGCCUCUCGGGAGGUGGAAUUUCAACCCGCCCUGACAGGUAUCCAGCCCAUCACGUUCUCCAUUCCGGGCUCCGACGAUUAUUACGACACCAAUUCCCUCCGAUUCAAAGUCAAAGUCCGUCUGACCAAUCCAGCCACUGGGUAUACAGGCUUGGAUGAAGGGCUGCUCAUCUCCAAAUGCCAACGAAUCGAGACAUGUGUACUGCGUCAACAAUUUUGGACACUCCAUCUUUCGAGAUAUCACCCUGAGUAUGAAUGGGGUCCUCAUGACGGAACAGAGCAACACCUACCAUUACAGAGCCUACCUAGAAACCCUCCUGAACUACAACCGAGAAGAAGGCGCCACCAAGUUAGCCCCCCAAGGAUGGGUCAAUCAGCUCAAUGUGGUGAAUGUCAUGGGAGCGACCGCCGUCAAUUCCGAUGUCCCCACCAAUGCGAAUUGGAGUGGUAAUGCAGAAUUGAGAGCCUUGACCAGCCGGUUGCUAGACCAGCAUUGGCACACCUUCAUCAUUCGCCCCCAUUUGCCACCCCUCAGAACAGGCAAAUUGUUGGUCCCCAAUGUCCAGAUGGACUUUGAACUCUUCCUCAACCCCAACACCAUCUACUUGAUAGGUACCCCGAACAAAGGCACCUUGAUCGACAAAAAAAUUCCAGCCAUUCACCCAGAAGACAUCAAAGUCACCUUGCUGAUGAGAAAAGUGACCUUGAAUGCCAGCGUCUAUGUCAGACUGCAGAAAGAAAGACAGCUGGGCAAACAAAUUGCCCGCUACCCCGUGGUGCGGAGCGAAAUCCGCACCUUUUCCUUUGAUGGACGAACCACCCAGUGGGAACAAGACAAUGUGUUUGUGGGUCGAUUUCCUGACCGAGUGAUGGUCGGGUUAUUGCAUUCGGAUGCCUUCAAUGGAAACCUACAACGCUACCCCUUUGCCUUUGAAAAGUUUGGUGUCACCCAGAUACGUCAGACCUUGAAUGGAGAAGAAUACCCUUACAGAACCCUGCAAUUGACUGGAGAUCAAGCCUAUGAAGAUCUACUGGGGUACGAUCGAUUUCUACAAGCCAUGGGUGCCUACAAUGAAGACAAGAUUCCCCUACUGCUGCCUGGGGAUUGGGGACAAGGCAAGAACUGCACGUUGUUCUUGUUCAACAAUGUGCCUAGUGAAAAAGCCGAUGAUCCUCAGUAUCACAACCCCCGUCAAUCGGGCAAUGUGCGACUGAUCAUUGAUUUUGCAGCUGCUGUGGGUCACAACAUCACCGUGUUGGUCUGGAGCGAGUAUGAAAACAUGUAUGAGAUCAAUCAUAUGGGAGGUAUAAAGUACAACAUCAACGCUUGAGGUGAUUCAGAAGACGGGAGAGAGCGAGCAUGGAGUUUGUGGCGCUCAGUGAUACGGUGCUGCGGACCCUGGCCCUAGAAGAUCCCACCUUGCGACGCGUGUUUCACGGGGUGUACCCCGCCGACCAGUUACCCCGUUCACCCCCCAAGAGUGUCCGUCAAGCCUACAUUGUCAACACGGAUCCGGCGGGAGAACCGGGACAACAUUGGUUGGGGAUGUGGACGGAACAGAACAAGUGCGAGAUCUUUGACAGUUAUGGGCUGCCUCUGCACGUGUACACCCACCCCGACCUGCACCAAUGGUGGGGUCAAUGGAAACACCUGAUUCGCAGUGACCAGACGUUGCAAGCCUUGGAUAGUCAGACCUGUGGCCAUUAUGCGUUAUUUUUCUUAAAAGCCCGAGCCCAAGGACGGUCGUAUCAAGACUUUUUGGGGCAGUGGAGUUGCGAUAACUUAGUGUUGAACGAUCAGAAAGUGGCCGAGCAGUUGAAACGCGUGAUUAAACAGGAAGUACAAGAUGAAGUCGAUGCCCGCCCGGAGGGAGGGCAAAAGAAUGUGAGCCGACAGGCCUUUAUGCUUUGUAAUCCUUGUAAGUGUUGAAAUACAAAAAAAAACACCAUAAAACGAGACGUGCUGUGAUCGAGGGGUCAUUUGAAAUCUCAUCAUGAUUACGCGAGGGGAUGCCCAGCGUGUGAUCGAAGCCUUCAUGUUAGAAGAAACCUUGUAUUGGUGGUCCCACCCCAUUGAACGGGUGAACACCGUCCAAGGGGUGGAUGCGUGGGAUGGGUACCAUUGGUUGAUGGCCCGCCAACUGGCGCAAGACCAGGACUGGGUCGCUCUCAAACAGUACAUGGACACCAUGAAAGAAACGCAUUUAAGGGAGACCAUGGAACACCUGAUUCAAUGCGAGUCGCCACGCCUCUACCGCGAGUAUUGGACGGCAUGCCCAGCCACAGACGACGACGACAGCAGCGCGCUUCCUCCCGACGACCCCGCUUUCGUCAAAACGGACGGGGGAUCAUGAGCGUGUUGGCCAAAGCGUAUAAAAUCGGCAACCCAUUGGGACGUAGCAAACGGUAUAAACGCAUGGGCGCCAAAGGGGCCACGGGUCAUUACCGUCGUCUGCCUCGACCGUGGGAAGGAUGAUUCGACACCCCAGUAGUGUGAUUAUCGCUGGCCCGUCGGGCAGUGGCAAGAGCGAGUUAGUGGAACAGUGGUUACGGGACCUCAACGUGUUUCAAGUCAAACCCCACAAGAUCGUCUAUGCGUACGACCGAUGGCAACCCCGGUUCGACCGUAUGCAAAAAAAGGAGGGGAUUCAAUUUCAUCGCGGGUUACCGGACCCCCGUCAUUUGACCCAAUGGUUUGGUCGGACGCGUGGCGGAGUGCUGGUGUUGGAUGAUCUGAUGGAAGAAGGGGGACAGGAUAAACGCGUGUUGGAUUUGUUCACCAAAGAUUCCCAUCAUCGGAACAUCACCGUGUUGUAUUUGACGCAAGAUUUAUUCCCACCGGGCAAAUUUGCCAAGACCAUCAAUCGCAACGCGCAUUACAUUGUGGCCUUCAAGAAUCCCCGGGAUCAAACGGGCAUACGCACCAUUUUACUGCAAGCCUUUCCCGACCGAUGGCGUCAAGUCUUGCGCCUAUUUAAACGCAUCACGUCCCGUCCCUUUGGUUAUUUGAUGUUGGAUGUGCAUCCCGCCUCGGAUGAUCGGUACCGAUUGUGGAGUCAUUUAACGCGCCGAGAAGGCGAGGCGCAAGUCCAUACCUUGCCCGUGGAUGUCCCUGCCGUUCGACAACGAACUGCAACGAGAACUCGCCAGGGUCCGCCGGCGAAGAGAAGGCGGACAACAUACUGACUUAGCGACCCGCAUGGACACCCCGACCCUCUCGCCCGCCGGGGUGGGUUCGCCCACCGCCCCUCCCCUAGAUCUCAGUAGCAUGAAGGACAUGGUCACGGAAUUGACCCAACCCGUGGAUCGAGCCCAAUUGGAUCAAGAGAUUGAGGAUUUUAAUUGGACGUUUCCGAUCAAUGUGGACGAUGCCUUGAAUGCCUUUACGUUACCCCCUGUGGCAGGCACAGGCACGGCCCCCGCCACGACGGCGACCCAAACCCGUCCCACCACAUCCACCCGUACCCGCCCCACGGCCACCACCACCACCACUGCCUCCAGACGACCCAGACCACGUCCUGUCACCACCGCCACCACCACCACAGCCCCUUCACGCCCCUCCACCGCCCGUCGCAGUGCUGGAGCCGGGACCAGGACCACCACCUCCACGGUGACGACCCCGACUGGACGUCCCACCGUGGCCGCCAAACAACCGCGACGACGUCCUCGCGUACCCUCUCCACCGUCCCCGGAUUCCUCCCCUCCGUCGGAGGAUGAGGAUGAGGAUGAUGAUGACGACGAUCGACGGCGAGGCUUAAGGCGACGGUUGGAUUUGCUGAAUGAAGAUGCCCAAGAACGGGCGCGAGGGAGGCGCAUUCGCAAUAUUACGCAUACCAAUACGGUGACCACCGUGUAUGAAGAGGGAGGGCGACCGUCCGUGCGCCGCACCUCGAGGCGAACCUCCGGUCCACCCCCACCA